Messenger RNA from Silurus meridionalis, 1622 nucleotides. RefSeq names its product interferon gamma receptor 2 (gene ifngr2). The record is from RefSeq and is a predicted model, not a curated record. The transcript is spliced from 7 exons. NCBI's taxonomy places the organism in Eukaryota, Metazoa, Chordata, Actinopteri, Siluriformes, Siluridae. Gene Ontology annotation, molecular function: protein binding. Bases 361 to 1281 code for a protein of 306 amino acids.
CGUCAUCCAUUUACCAUCACGGUUAACACAUUUGUCCACAAAAACCACGAGACUCCGUACAGGCUUGUGUUUAACUUUCACACAUUUUCGUGUGCAUUUCCUGCCCUAACAAACACCCCCCCGAAAAUGCACUGCACUUCUGCAUUUUAGUUUCUUGUCGGACGGAAAAACCUUGAGGGCACCCGUAUUUCCAACGCCCUCGCUCUCUGUGUCGGAGUGCACUUCGCAGGGUGCGACAACACUGCGUAGGCACCCUACGUAGCCCCCUAUGUGUCCAAGAGGAAGCCAUUUGGGAUUCAAGUCACGACUGCGGAAGUGAGCGGCCUGUUGGAGAAAGAUGGAGUACAUUUGGUGGAUCUGAUGGCCGUUAUGGAGUGGGGAUUCGCGGUGCUUCUUUGUGGGAUGGUGUUCGCGAGGCACUGUGAGUGUUCGAGCGAGUUGGCACAGCCAAAAAAGGUCAAAGUUGAAUUGUCAGUGUUGAGCUGGAGCCAACCGGAAGACCCCACGGACGUCAUUUAUGUCGUUCAGUUCAACACGACGUUGAACGACUGGCACAUUGUCAGUCGAGGCCCUUCGGAGCGGUUCAACUUCUCAGUGACCGCUGAGGAUUACUAUGGGAAGGUGUUCCGGGUGCGAGCCGAGAAAGGGAACCAGACGUCCGUCUGGGCGUUGUCGAAAAGAGUCCAGUGUUCACACCUUCACACGUGCGCUCCUGUGGUCGAGCUGAAGGUGGAGCCGGACAAGGUGCACCUGCGGUUGAUUCACAGAGACCAGAGCCUAAAGGAUGAGAAAGGUGGACACCUCAUGUUCAGACUGUGCUACUGGAAAAGAAACCACACCGAUGAAAGCAAAGAGGAAUUUCCAAAGUCCAACCACUUCGUCCUUGAGGACCUCGACGCGGGGCAGGAAUACUGCUUCCAGGUCAAUUAUUUACAUUUACACAAGCCGUUUGGAAUGCCCAGCUCUGAAAUCUGCAGGGUGAUUCCCGAAUCAUCCAAACAGCGAACCCUGCGCAUCGUCCUGUUAGGCAUUCUAUUUUUGGUGGGACUCUUUGUCCUGGGAAGUGGUCUGUAUUAUACUUACAUGCAUCACAAAAGGAUUAAGGAAUGUCUCCAGCCUCCUCUGGACAUCCCUGACCACUUUGAAGAGUUUUUUUUCAGCGAAUUCUCUCAGCCUGACGAAAGCCCAAGGUCCGAGUCGUACGAGGUUGUACAUUUCGUCGAGGAGCUUUCAGAAAACCAGGACACGGAACAGGACGUGCAAAAUUCACGCCCCGCUUAAAGUGUACUCAGCGUCGUCUUUUUUUUUUUUUUUUUGAGGAACCUGGUGAGGAACCGAAACAACACUGUCUUUUUGUACUUUAUAUUUUCCUACAGAGAGGAUGCACUUUUGGCUUAUCUUUAGUGAGUCGCUUUAAACCACGUGAACAGUGUCUCAUUUUAUGAAUUCUACAUGACUGUUCCAGAAAUCAGUACCUCAGGACUAUGGGUCAAGUUCUGUUCAGAGAAAAAUGGUUAUUGGAAUGCAAUAAUCCUGUCAGAGAUUUAGUUGAAUGUUAUUUGCGGGUGAUUUGUAACUUUUAAUUCUUUUUAAACUGUAUGUUUUGUGUGUGUGUGUGUGUG